Geodia barretti is the source of this 423-nucleotide messenger RNA. The record is from the annotation of a GenBank genome assembly. NCBI's taxonomy places the organism in Eukaryota, Metazoa, Porifera, Demospongiae, Tetractinellida, Geodiidae.
AUGCACAUGGCAGAUCGCGAUACCCACGGCAUCCGCAACGUCCUCCUUGGCGAUCUCUUCCGCCAAACCCAACCGCAUCGAGACCGCCCGUUUCAUCUGCGCCUUGUCCGCCCGCCCGCUACCGGCAACGAUACUCUUGACCCGCGUGGGCUGAUAGUGGUGCACCGGAAUGUUGGCACGUCCGGCCGCCAGAAUCGCGACACCGCGGGCGUGACCCAUGAUUAUCGCAGUCUUCAAAUUCCGAUAACGUGCAUGAAGAUCCUCGAUGGCGACUUCGUCGGGCUCAAACUCUUCGAUGAUCUCGACCAAUGUCUCGUUGAUCGCCUCAGGCGGAUCUCUAGUGCCUCGCUCGACUUAGUUCGAAUCAACCCACCCUCAAUCAAAGCGACGUUCCCACGUGCAUCUGCCGACACGACCGCGUAA